Messenger RNA from Verticillium alfalfae VaMs.102, 2613 nucleotides. RefSeq names its product SpaA. Gene Ontology annotation, cellular component: cell cortex of growing cell tip; actomyosin contractile ring. The record is from RefSeq and is a predicted model, not a curated record. The transcript is spliced from 3 exons. Lineage: Eukaryota; Fungi; Ascomycota; Sordariomycetes; Glomerellales; Plectosphaerellaceae. The coding region runs from base 1 to 2613 and encodes 870 amino acids. Gene Ontology annotation, molecular function: MAP kinase scaffold activity.
AUGGCCGACGACGGCUUCAACCGAGGGAAUCUCGUCUCUCCUCCCAAUUCUGGCGGUUCGAACGGGGUCAUGAAUGGUGGAUUCUCAUCCGGUCCUCGAAGCACUGGCGGCCCCUCGCCGCCGCCUUCUAUCGGCCGAUCAAGCAAUGGCACUAACCUAUACGCGCGGAGUGAGAGUGGCAGGAGUCAACGGGAAGAGCAUGUGGAGGCGGUAUUGGGACAACACUACAUUGCCUUAAAGGACUACUUGAGCGGACGCGACGGAAACACAAGCAAGCCUUUGAACAAGGCCCAGGAUAAGCUGUUGCGCUUGUCUGCCGUGCAGUUCCUUGAGCUCAGUACUGAUGUCUUUGACGAACUGCUUAGGAGGCAAGCCCUCGCGCGCCGGCCGCCUGGCCCAAAUGGUCAGGGUCCUCCUCCUUACCUCACACCCGAGCAAACAUUCCACCCCAAACGCAACCAGGCGCGCCAGAAGCUCUCCUCGCUCGGCCCUCCUCGCUUCAGAGAUCUGGCAACAGACGUUUAUGUCGAGUUGGAAAGGAGGUAUCCUCGCUUUGCAGCAGGGGAUAUCCCGCGUCCCGGCAGCAACAUGUCGAUGCGCGUACCGCCCAGCCGAUCGGGCACGCCGCUGAGUGGUAUGCAGAACGGCUUCCCGCCAAGAAACCAAAGCCGUAUGAGACGGCCGUCCGAUGCAAGUUCCAUCCGCGGUGCUAUGCCUCCCCAAGACCCAUAUGGCGUUCCUCCAUCACCAGGUCUGCCCAACGGUGACUAUGGCCGUCCGAUGCAGAAGCAAUUUCAGAGCAACACCAUUGUCCCGAACAAGAGCACCAUGGUGGAGGAGGAUGAUGACGGCAGCCCAGAUAACGACGAAGAUCGCGACGCUUUCGGAUUGGACAAAAAUGGCAACAGGACAAGUGAUAAGAGCCAGCGGACUACGGAGACCUCUGAGGCUGACAAGAAAAUGCUUGAGGAAUAUCGGAAUCAGGUCAAGGAUCUGACUGAACGCCUCGACAUCAUGGAAGAGGCAGUAAAGAGAAAAGAUGAUGAGCUGGCUGGCGUGCUCGAUGGCGAACGGUCCCGUGCCUCGGCCAACAACAUGGAAAAGCAAGAGUGGACCGAUUUGCGCACAAAUCUCGAAAACCAGCUUGCAGAUGCUCAGGGCCUCAACGAUUCGUUAAGACAGGAGCUUGACCGCGCCCAAGGAGAUCAGGUUCACGCUCGGAAUGACUAUGAUCGUUUGCGAAACGAGCAUGAUCGCAUUCAAGACGAUAUGGACCGUAUCAGAGACGGUCACGCGAACGAGAUAAGGGACCUGAGGGAUCAAUUGGAGGAGAUGCGUCAGAAGAGCAUGAACGUCAAUGUCAUGCAAGCAUCGACAUCGAGCAAUGCGCCGUCGGAUCCUGAGUUGAUCCAGGAGAACCAGCAGUUGCGACAGGCUCUGGAGGAGCAACAACAGCUGCGCAAUUUCAGGGCCUCGUCCCUCGGCCUCACCAUCGACCAGGACGCUGGAAAAUAUGUUCGCGAGAAGGGCUUUACCGAAGAGAACGGACUCGUCAAGGAUGUUCAUGUGACAAAGUUCCAGAUCUCAAUCGACGAGCUCCUUCAGCGAGCACGAGCUGACGACCCGGAGAAGAUCAUUGAUGCCAUGAAGCAUGUUGUUGUUAGCGUCAGGCGCAUCACGAAGGACAUGGCGGAAUCUCCUCCCCACGACGAGACGGUUGCGCAGGAGCAGGCUAAGUUGAAAGGCAAGGUCUCGUCCACUGCAAACGCGAUGAUCACGGCGUCGAAGAACUUUGCAGCUUCCGCCGGUAUCUCACCCGUAUCUCUACUCGAUGCCGCAGCUUCCCAUCUAGUCGCCGCAGUCGUUGACCUUCUGCGGACCGUCAAGAUCCGAGCUACCCCUGCCGGCGAGCUCGAGGAUGAUGACGACGGCACCAUCACGCCUGUUGAUUCGACUGGAUUUUUCUCUCCCCGCACCAAUUCGAUCCAGCAACCCAUCUCUGCUCAAGAUCUUCCGCCGCCGCCUCCUUUCCAAGGCUUAGGUGCGAACCGUGCUAGCGUCGACUCAUCUGCCUACAGCCCUGUCAGCUCUCCCCGCCAGUCUGCUGAUCCGUAUGGCCGCCGGCCCGUUUCUCGUGGAGCCAAUGGCAUGGGCAACGGCACGGGCAACGGCAUGGGCUAUAUGGGAAUGAACAAGGCACAACCACCAGCGCCAGCCAACAACUACGGUGGCCAGUCUGAUAGCCGCUACGAGGAUCUGAAAAUCUACCUGGAGGACCAGACAGCUAUUCUUGUCCAGAACAUUCAGAACUUGGUCGGGUCUAUUCGAAGCGACGCCACCAUCUCCCAAAUAUCGUCGGAAAUCGAUGGCAUCACCAAUGUAGUGAGCAAGGUCGUCGCCGAGACCGAGAGCACGGGCAACGGCAACUUGACGGCUCGUUUGGCGACAUGCCGUGACCGCCUCCUAGAGGCCAAUGACCGGGGUAUCGACCUAUCUUCGUCAGGACCAACGAACGGGACUGGCGGAUGUGGACGCAGACUUUGCCGCCCAUCGCCUUCGAGAUUGCGCGGGAGACCAAGGAGCUUGUGCAGCGGGUUGACCGACUCGUUAUGA